This is a messenger RNA of Callorhinchus milii (elephant shark), 4261 nucleotides long. It is a transcript of the gene tpgs2, whose product is annotated as tubulin polyglutamylase complex subunit 2. Gene Ontology annotation, biological process: protein polyglutamylation. NCBI's taxonomy places the organism in Eukaryota, Metazoa, Chordata, Chondrichthyes, Chimaeriformes, Callorhinchidae. The record is from RefSeq and is a predicted model, not a curated record. Bases 152 to 1030 code for a protein of 292 amino acids. The transcript has 7 exons.
CUGCGGUUCGGGGAGAGCGGAGUCGGAGGCUCUUCCCCAGUUCGAACAUUAUUCUGUUUGAUUUCCCCCCCCCCCAAAAAAAAAAAAAUAAACGAGCUGUGAGAGUGAAAAGAAGAGAAAGAAGGUGGUCGGGUCGGGUCCCGCGCUAAAGAUGGAAGACAAUAAAACUACUAAAAUGAAAGAUUUCGUGGACCGGUUGACGCUCGGUGUCACCAAGGUGUUAGAAAGUCGACCAGGUGUGGCAGAAGUGAGAUUCAUGGAAAACGAACCAGCAGAACGUCAUAUGAUCAUCUCAUGGGAACAGAAGAAUUGUUGCAUAAUCCCAGAAGACCUGAGAAAUUUUUAUCUGAUGUCAGAUGGCUUUCUGAUGACCUGGAGCAUUAGGUUUGAUGGCAGUGUCAUGGAGUUGGGAUCAAUGGUGAUAAACAGUAUAUCCAAACUCACUCGGUUAGGUGCAGCAUCUGUUUACUCUCUACCCAAUGCACCCACGCUGGCUGAUAUAGAAGAUGAUACAGAUGAUGAAGGAACUGAAGGUGCUUCAGAGAAGCCACGUUUUGGCUCAGAUAGUCGAAUAUUUGAGCUGGAUUCUUGCAAUGGGAAUGGCAAAGUCUGCCUAAUUUAUAAAAAUGUCAAAUCAGGCGCUGCAAGUGUACAUGCUGAAAUUUGGUUCUUGGACAGAGCACUUUACUGGCAUUUUAUAACCAGCACAUUCACGGCCUACUAUCGGCUGAUGGUCAUUCACCUUGGACUACCACAGUGGCAGUAUACAUUUACAAAACAUGGCAUCAGUCCCCAAGCUAAGCAAUGGUUCAAUAUGUACAAACCCCUUACCUUCAACACAAACGUUGCCGUGGAGGAAGGCGAGACUUUUGUUAACAAACUGGACCCUGGCCGAGCAUUUAAAAACAAAAACAAGCUUCAGAUCCCAAAGAAAAAGGCUCCUGUGCAGCCAGUCACCACUCAUAAAAGUCAGACUGGCCAAGUCACUGGCAGGAGUACAACCCAAAGUGGAAACAUUACAAAAAAAUGAUCAGACCCAUUUUUAGACUGGUUACUACCAAUCUCAUAACUUCCUCUGGUUACCACCAAUAUAAGACGAGCUCCUCUGUUUAAAUUACAUUCACAGAGGUCAGGUGAAGAACACAGAACUGCCUGCAUUACACAACAAAACCAGAUGUAUUUGUAUGCCACAAUGCAAAGGCUUGCUUUCCAGUCAACACAAGCUGAUCCAGAAUUUAGCUGGAAGAGGUUUUACACUGGAAUUGUAGCGUUGUAAAAGAUUAAACUCACAGCUCGUGCAUUGAACUUUAUUCCAGUCUUAACACCAGGAUAAUGCUGUGACGAGGAGAAGGUUUACACAAGAAGCUGUAAAACAACCAAAGUAUCUGGUGUAAAUGGCCCAUUCUUGCUGAGCCUGAAAACCUUCUUUUUCGCUCGGCCAUCCCCCUAGACUGACAAUGCAGGUGCUAUCCUUUUCAUNAAAAAAUUACCUAAUCUACCUGAUAUGACAACACAAAGUCUUUAAGCAUGUAAAGGACAGAAGCUCCUAAUAUGUUCAUAUUAAUACUAUUGUUUAGUAAUCUAUUGAAUAAACCAUGAAAUUGUAGGUUAAUGGGAUCUUCAGUCCCGGAAUAGAAUCUAACUGAGUACUAUUUUUCCUCUGAAAUAUUUUAACUAUCGGUGGCUAAUAAAUAACCGUUGACCCUAGUCAGACAAGAUUGUAGAUUUUCCUCUGCUUCCCUUCAUUAACUCAUUAGGAAAGAUGUCAGGGUAGAUAUUCAAAAAAGUUAAAGCUAAAUGGUUUCUAUUAACUUAUUGUUAUCUCUAAAAAUGUGAUACUCCUCGGAUACAUAUUUUAGAAUCAAUAAAUAAUAAAUAAUUUAUUUAAAUCAAUAAUAGUGCUGAUAAGCAUACAAAGCAAUGCAAGCAGCUCUGUAAAGUGGAUCAAAGACCAAUUGUUAUGUUUGCUCAAUCUAAAUGUAAAUUAUUUUUCAGCCUUAGUAACCUCAAACUUGAAUGGGUACUUCAGUUGCUUUCUUAGUUUGUUUACAGUAUUUCUGGCCAGGAUUACACACCAGUUUUAUUAUUUUCUGACUACCAAUAGUUAUACUUUGUCAUAUUCAAACAGAAUCCUUCAUCGCACCACCAGCUGUUAGAAUAAUACCAGUAUGAUCCCAGAAUUGGCAGAAUUUAUAAAUAUCCAUUUUCUAGUAAUAAUAAUACUAAUAAUAAUAUAUGCUGUGUGUCCAGGUACGAACCCAAACCUAUAAAAUCAGGAUAAAUCUUCUAAAAUCAACACUCUGGUGGUAGUCUAAUUGUUUGAUAAGAAGUGGUGUGAGUUUUAUCAGAACACCCUCCGGUAUCUCUUGAGUUGGCAUAUGUAGUCAGUGGUUUUGAGUUUCAUCAACACUACUUUUAGCAGCUGCUUCAUUUCCUCUUAAACAAAACAGAAAAUGGAGACUUUGUUAGUUGGAGGGUCUUGGCACAAAAGUUGCAUUUAUAUGGCAAUUAAUUUGACGCAACAGAAACUACUGAUACAGCCAAAUUAAUUCUGCUAGGCUUAAGUGAAUGAUGUGUAAUACAGAAUAGCAUUUUAAUGGCAUGUAGAUGAAAUUGCAUUUUUAAAUAUUAAAUGUGUAAUUUUGAGUUUAUAAUUAAUAUUUGUUUAUAAUUGCAUAUUGUCAUAGAAGGCCAGUCAUCAGCAGUUCUGUAAAUAUUAUUCUUUCAUAUCCUUCAUUGAUCUUCCAUCUGUUUUCUGUAUGCUUAAUAGAGUGUCAGACAGAUGGGAUAUUUUAUUAUUUGUACAAAUACAAAGACUUGCAUUGCAAAGCCAAAUGCAGAUUUUUGCCAUCUGGAAACAUUUUGUUGAGGUCUGUAUAUAGGUUUGCACACCUGGCAAGGGUUAAAUAACUACCCUGUUUACAAAAAAAAUUCUGUUAACAACUAUCUCAAUUGUGAUUGACUGCACAUACUAAUUCAUGAAGGUUUUGUUAUGUAAAUACAAAUUGACACUCCAAAGCAUUUCACAUCUUCAUUCACCCUUUUUGUCCUUAUAUCUGACUAAUUCUAGUUAGUACUUUUAAAAUGAACAUUUUUAUUUGCAUAGAUAACAGAUUGUAACAGGUUUACAGCUCAAGUUAGUCACUGUUGCCUUCUGUAUAACAUGUAAUAGCUUCUGUUAUUUUCAACUAUCUACCAAAUUUGUGUGUGUUAAAGGUGUAGUCCACUCAGCUUGCAGGAUCGUAGAAUUAUUUUGAAUAGUGAUAGGCCACAUUUCCAACCUAGAAAACAAGAAGGGCAAGACAAUCUUGUGACUUCCCCUUCCAUUCCACAGAAGUGUCCCUCAGAGCACUUUUUUGCCAUGUUUUAAUGGGAACUAAAUACCCACUCGAAGUAUACAUUCUCUUGUGUGGUUAGGUGAAACUUUGUUACAAAAUACCAGAUUGCUCCCAUUCAAAAUAUAAAGACAACCCUACAAGGCAGCUAUUCUGGUGAUAUUCUUUUUUCUGUUGCUGCAAUGAUAAAACAAUGCAAGGGUAUUUUCAAAAAGGAAACAGCUGUGAAGCUUCAAUGAUGGAAAUUUGACAGGAAUGACAUGAAGGUGUUCUAAACUGUCAGGAGGAAAGUAAGUGAUGUAUGAAUUGGGGGAGGGGAUAUGGAGUGGAAGUCAUGUGCUGAACAUGCAGCUGAACAUCUUGGUAAUAUUAUUGUCAAAUAUCUUGAAUGGUCAAUGUCCAAAGUGAUUUUCUUAGUUGACAACCUGGCCUUGUUCUUGAUGUGCUUGGAGGCACUCAGAUAAUUACAGAGAGGAAUUAAAGGUUCUGUGUAAUUACAAUGAAUGUAAUUAAUUAGUCUUUUUCAUUAGAGACUCUCAAUUAUAUAAUUGAUAACUAACUCCCUCUAUACACACAUUUUACACAUGAUGCAUACGAGACACACAUUGAACAAUUAAGCCAUAUGUUUUAUCACUUCCAUAUGUUUUAUCACUUCCACUUCCAAGAAUGGAAGACUUCCAAAUAUUGUUCAAAAGAAAAUUCUUACUCAUCCAUGAUUGUGAGUUCCAGGCACGUGAGUAUAUUUACCGAAACACAGCAAUGUCACUUAAUACAGUUAAACUGACUGUCUCAGAAGUCGGGGCUAAAAGCUCAUACACUAGCUGUUAUGUUUACAUGAGACUUUUAGUUGAUGAUUACUUCCUAUGCAGGCACUAUGUGCACAUCUAUGCAGAGCUCAAAGUGAAUAAAAUUGAAGUUGUGAUUAA